Entrophospora candida is the source of this 527-nucleotide messenger RNA. NCBI's taxonomy places the organism in Eukaryota, Fungi, Glomeromycota, Glomeromycetes, Entrophosporales, Entrophosporaceae. The record is from the annotation of a GenBank genome assembly.
CCUUUGCUAUAGCAGAUAUCCCUUUAGAAAAAGUUGAUUCGUUACUUAAUUUUUUUAGAAAACAUUGUAAAGAAGGUGGUGCUAUCCCACAAGCAGCAACAUUAUGUCAACUGUAUGUGCCUUGUGUUUUUUCUACACAUUUGGAAAAUCUCAAAACUCUUUUUUGUCAAAAAUCUGUUGCUAUAAUCAUGGAUGAAACUACGGAUGCUUGUCAAAGAAGUGUAGUUAACACUCUUUUUGCAUAUCACAACAAUACAAAAUUAGUUUCUGUAGACUUUCUUGCACAUGUAAAUAAUGUAACUAUGGGCCAAACACUUAUUAACAUUCUUCCAAAAUAUGAUAUUCCAAUUACUUCUCCUCGUCUUUUUCUUACAAAUUCAGCUGCAUAUAUGAAAAAGUGUUAUCGUGAAGUUUUACAUCCUAUAAUGCCACAAUUAAUUCAUAUUCCAUGCUGUGCACACAUUUUAAAUUUGAUUGGUGAUACUUGGCGUGUGUUUAAUCAUUUUUCAGUAAUUAAACAUUAUUAG